UCUAGGGUAGUUAGGAAGCCUCUUUGUGUGAUUGGCGUGGCUGUGCGACCGUUCCCAAACCCAGACAUGGAGCCGCCUCGCUGCUUCAAGAAGCUGGAACUGGACGAGAAGAAGUGGUUGAAGAACUACACGGAGAAGGUUGUGGCUCACUUCAUCAAGGACAAGUUGCCGUUCAUGCCCCGGAAGGGCUGGAUUGAGCGGAAAGUGUUGACCAAGGAGCUUUGGCCCCCUGAGGCAAAGUUGAAGGACAUCGUGGAAAUCUUGAAUUGGGCUUCCCUUCGUGCUUAUGGUCAGAGGCAGCGUGUUUGGUCCGAAAGGAAAGGAAAAGACCACGAUGGAGCCGGGAUCAAAGAGAAGUUGGAGACGGAGGAUCGCGAGGCCCUUCUCACAACACCUUCCAAGUUGCCAUUCAAGGAGUUUGAAAGGCAUGUGGCGGUGGCCUUUGACCCCAAGAAGGAGCAGUUUCAACUUCGAAAGGGAGCCUGCGACGGAGCUUGGCCGACGCGCCUGUCAGCCAAAGAAUUUGCGAGGCUGUGCAAUGGCGCCUUUGAGGAAUGCGCGUAUGGCGCCCGCUUCUCGUCAGCCUUCAUUGCUCAGGGUGCGGACAUCAUCAUGUUGGCAGAUGAGCUCAAGGAAUCCCUGCGGCGCGAGAGUGCGAGCCUGUGUAGCCUGAUGAGCGACUUCGACAAGGCAAGCUCGCCCUUGAUUUCUUCAGAUCCUUCACAGGGCAGUCCGACGACCCCAGCACCAGCAGCCACAGCAGCUGCCGCAGCCACGGCUGGCCAGCGGUUGGCAGGCUUUGCGUGUGAGACAGCCUCGUUGCCAAGCGAUGCUUCAUCGAGCCGGCUUGAGCAGUCAGCUGAGCCACGUGCCAAGAGGCCACAGACUCCCCAGCUCAACGGUCAAGCGGCUCGUCAAGAACCCCGAAGUGAUGAAGCUGAACAGGAGGCGGUGCCACAGGGCCGUCCGCAGACAGCCACGCCUGCCGCAGCGGCCACGGAAGGGCAGCGCGUGGAAGAAACUGCUCAGCAAGAGACGGCACGCCGGUGGAGGGGGCGGAGCCGCUCUGUGUCCACCACUGAGACCGUCUCUUGGGGGACGCUCUCUGAUGGGGAUGCCUCUGUGGCUUGGGAGGCCGUGGGAGCGGCAAGGGGGGGCAUGGGUUGGCAUCGCAGCCGCCUCCGGAACAUGGACUUUGGCCCACAGAUUUACAUGCCAUCGAAAGUGGUGCAAAAGUGGCGUGGCCUGGCGCCGGAGGAGAGGAGUUUGACCAACUUCCCGAGGGCCAUCAAUGAGCCGGAAAUCAAGAACUACUUGCUUCACUCGGUUUGGCAUCGAGUUGAUCGCAACCUCCGGGAGGAAGAUGUUGAGGAGGAGACACCGGCGAUGUGGUGGUUCGGCAUUGACGGACCAAGGCAAGAGGUCUUCCUGCUGAUCCUCAACUCGAACAUGGUGUCUCGCCACGACUUCACGGCCCGCCUGCUGCUGGUACUGGUGCCCAACAACCGGAUGGGAGGCUCACCCUCCAACCCCAACCAGCUGCUGUUUGCACACUUGUUCCCUUCCUCGAACCUUUGCAGUGAGCCCAGGAUGUCCUCCAUGCUGAGAAAUAGCCUGCGCGAGCUGCUCCCAGACUUCGAUCUUUGUUGUCGUGAUGCCAUUUGCCGUCUUGAGGAGUCUGGGGUGCCGCUGGUGCCGGCGGCCUUCGAGACCAGCCGCAGGGAGGAUCUGACCUUUGAUCCCAGGGCCAGGGUCAAUGUCGUGGGCAUUGCCCAGCACAUUCGGCACGAAGCCCGCUCGCAUCGCAUCCCAGUGGAGUUCUCCCACCUAAGUGACGCUGACAUCAAUCAGCGAGUGCAGUGGGCGAUCACCCGGCUCAGGAAUUCGCCCCAUUGCGCCGUCCCCCAGUACUUUACCGACCGAAAUUGCGUGCGUGGCGGUUCCAUCAACUUCCUAGCGCCCCUCAGCUUGUCGGAGCCCGGAUCAGAUGAUGCCGCCGUGGCUUUGGUCCUGGUGCCGGAGCGCAGCCGAACUGGCGAAAGGUAUUACAACGCCAUGACGAUUCUCUCCCUGAUGGAGGCGCACUUGAAUGCCCUGGUGGUAAACCCCUUCAGCGGCCACUGGCUUCGCAUCCAGUUCUAAGAGCAAAGUGAGCAAGGGCCAAAGCCCUGUUGGAUUCGGCUGACCCCUUUCCUCAGAAAGGGGACACAGAGUUUGAGGAGAAUUCCCGUGCUCAUGGGCCACUGGGCCAUUUCGUGAAAAGCAGGCCAACUCGCCAACACAAGCCCGAAUCGGCUGCAAGAAUCCACCGGGGGUGAUGCCUAGUCAAAUUCAGUCAAGUCUUACGACUUGAGCCCAGUCUUUCGCCCAUCCUGUUGGCGCAAAGCUGAAAGGAUGAGGCGAUGCAGAGCCAUGGAUUUGCUGCAUGCAACUCAGCAGUGCAGGAGGCGCAUGAGAGCUUCCAGGUCUGCGAUGAGUCCAGGUUUGCGAUGUUGCGUAGGAGUGCGUGUUGUUUGUUGCGUGCG
Effrenium voratum is the source of this 2525-nucleotide messenger RNA. Lineage: Eukaryota; Dinophyceae; Suessiales; Symbiodiniaceae. The record is from the annotation of a GenBank genome assembly.